CCAACAACCCUGUAUUCCAACGCGUGCGUUCUGUCUCUCUCUCUCUCUCGCUCGCUCUCCGACGACUGGUGGACCGCCGCCCUAAGCCAGGUGCUGAGGCUUUCGUUGGUCUCUUCGCCGGCGACGAGCACCCACCAGGCUGGGAAACUUCGCUGACAUAUCCACCUGCACCACAGUAGUUCAGUAGAGCAGCCGUCUGAACCCACAGGCCGGUGAUGGCAACUGCUCCUGUGACAUCCUCCGCUACCGCGAACUCUGCUUGCAUGCGGUUGCCUAGCAUGCCCCUGAGGCUUGCACCGGCCACCAUCUCCUUCCCCUCUCGUUCAUGGUCAGCCGCACUAACCUCAUGCACUGGAUUGUUGCGGCGCUCUGACGUGGUUGCCGCCGCAGGGCACCAGAAGUUGAUGGGAUCUUUGACCAGCAACGAGGGCCUCAGGUUUGGGGUGGUUGUGGCACGGUUCAACGAGGUUGUGACAAACUUGUUACUGCAGGGUGCCCUUGAAACUUUUGAGCGAUACUCUGUUAAAGCAGAAAAUAUAACAGUUGUUAUUGUUCCUGGAAGCUUUGAAGUUCCUAUAACAGCACAAAAGCUUGGGAAAUCUGGAAAAUUUGAUGCGAUUCUGUGCAUUGGAGCUGUGAUUAGAGGUGACACAACCCAUUAUGAUGCUGUUGCAAACUCAGCUGCAUCAGGUGUACUCAAUGCUGGAUUAUCUGCUGGUGUUCCUUGUGUAUUUGGUGUUCUAACGUGUGAAGACAUGGAUCAGGCGCUAAACCGUGCUGGUGGCAAGGCUGGAAACAAGGGUGCUGAAGCUGCUCUUACUGCCAUUGAGAUGGCCUCUCUGUUCCGGCAUCACUUAGGCUGACACUUGUGUAUUCUGUACACGAGGCGACAGCAUUUCUUCCUGUCAGAGUUUUGGCUUAGUAGUGACUAGUGAGUUUUUCAGCCGUGGGCUAGUAUAUAUAAUUAAUAUAUAACUAUUUCGAAUUCAGUUGGUUCGGUGCCGAAUGGUUGUUUUCUUUCUAUAAGGUUUGAUUUGAAAAGCCCACGAAACAUAUAUUUGUAAACCUGACACCAUGAAUAAUUGUCACGAAGAAUGAAGUAUGGUCAUGAAUAAAGUUGCACUCGUGUUUGUAA
Sorghum bicolor (sorghum) is the source of this 1135-nucleotide messenger RNA. Its product is annotated as 6,7-dimethyl-8-ribityllumazine synthase, chloroplastic. The record is from RefSeq and is a predicted model, not a curated record. Gene Ontology annotation, biological process: riboflavin biosynthetic process. The transcript has 9 exons. Gene Ontology annotation, cellular component: intracellular anatomical structure; riboflavin synthase complex. The coding region runs from base 216 to 863 and encodes 215 amino acids. NCBI's taxonomy places the organism in Eukaryota, Viridiplantae, Streptophyta, Magnoliopsida, Poales, Poaceae. Gene Ontology annotation, molecular function: 6,7-dimethyl-8-ribityllumazine synthase activity.